CUUGUCAAGCUUGAAUCCAAAGAAACCAAGAGAGCAUGAUGAUAAGACUUCACACACACUAGACUUAGUAUCGUCACUCUUCUGGAUGCAAAUGGAUGUUUCCUUUUGGAAAGAAAAUAGCUUUUGAGUGAACUCUAUGGUUUUGAUUUUGAUGAAAAUAUAAAAUAAAUUUGGAAAAGGCUACCUAGAAUUGUGGCUUUAGUUUAUUGUUGCAUUACAUCUUUGAAUCUUAUGUGAAAUAUAGCUUGAGUGAAAUGUGGAAUUGGUUUGAAUUGCAUUUGAAAACGCCACCAACAAUAGUGGCUCUUUGGUUUAUUGUUGCAAUUACAUCUUUAAAUCUAAUUAUGGUUUAACUAUGCUUGCUCCAAGUCUACUUCUAACCCGUUUUCUUCUACAACUUGGCAGGCACAUCUUUCUGACCCCCCAAAAAAUGAGUGACCAAGGUCCACUUCCAAUGCCUCUUGGCGGAAACUUCACUGUACCUAAACAUGUCUCUGACUUCUUUGCGAGUGUAGAGAAGCUUAUUCCUGGUCACAUCUUGGGAAUGAUCAUAUCAUCUAAACCAGAUAAUGAUCGUGUCACGGUUGUCAGCUGCAAAGAAACUUCAUACGCUAGGUGGAGAAAGCACACGGUUAUGCCAGGCUUUCUAAAUGAUAAAAACUGGAAAAAGUACAUGGGUCUGAUGAGAGAUCAAGGAGGCCAUAACACUUGUUGGGCUGUUGUAACUGCAGAGUUGAUCAGUGCCAUAAGAUUCAUUCUGAAGUAUGAUACAAAGUUCACUGAGUACUCUGCUCAGUACUUGGUGGAUUAUGCUGACCCAGCAAAGGCAUUAGCGAACUACGAGCAAGAAAGGCAUUACUGCUACACUCACUCUGUAGCUAAAGGCUUAGAUUUUAUACUGGAUGGAGGAAUACCAACAGAAGCACAUUGGAAAUACGAGGGUUGUAGGAAACCGCGAGCUUACCGUCCACCGAAGGAUGAUCCUCAUGUUCACAUUGCUGAUGAGAUGUUAUAUCACCUGCAAUUUCAUCCCAUUGGAGCAUCUUUGGCUCUAUUCCUACCGGAUUACUCCACUAUCAAAAAGGGAGUGUACAGAGGACCUACAUCCAUAGAUUCAGUGUAUAAAUGUCCUCAUGCGGUCUCCAUAUAUGCCAUCGAAGUUGUAGACGGAGAAACCAUUGCGCUUGUGAAAUCUACUCACGGCACAGAACUAGGGGAUAAAGGUUAUUUCAGAGUAUCUUUAGAUACCAUGCUAGUUGAGGUGCCACACAAGGGAAAAACUGCUAAUCGCGAUUUUGCACGACCAUGCCGUUUGCUUUCUCGCUUUUGUUUCCCGAAACUUCCACCUCUACAAGUUUGA
Brassica napus (rape) is the source of this 1360-nucleotide messenger RNA. RefSeq names its product protein HEAT-INDUCED TAS1 TARGET 4-like. Lineage: Eukaryota; Viridiplantae; Streptophyta; Magnoliopsida; Brassicales; Brassicaceae. Gene Ontology annotation, molecular function: cysteine-type endopeptidase activity. The record is from RefSeq and is a predicted model, not a curated record. Gene Ontology annotation, cellular component: lysosome. Bases 356 to 1360 code for a protein of 334 amino acids. The transcript has 5 exons.